Molecule: messenger RNA, 1869 nt
Organism: Seminavis robusta
Lineage: Eukaryota; Bacillariophyta; Bacillariophyceae; Naviculales; Naviculaceae
Source: the annotation of a GenBank genome assembly
AUGACAACAGAAGAGGAGACUGGAAAGCCCAGCAACCUGGGUUCUACCCACAACCAAGAGCACGAACACAAGGAGGGACAACAGGAACAGAAGUUAAAAGAACAGCAGAAGAAUGAGCGACAGUCCACUUUGGCUCAAGCCAAGCGGUCUAUUGCCUAUCCAGCAGCAAAGAAAAAGAAAAAUCAAACAGAUUUUGUAGAAACAUGCCUACGGACGACUACUACCACCGGUGCCACUACAGCUGCUCAUAAAGUCGCAACAGGAAGUGCCAUGUUGGCAAAAGAAAAACAAUACAUUGCAUAUCCAAAACAGCGCAAGUCAGUCAGCCAGACCCACGUUCCACCUGCCGCAAACACCAACGAGGCCAAAAGUGGAGAGGUCAGUGCCCUGUUGGCACAUGAAAAGAGGCACAUUGCUUAUCCAAGAAGUGGGCCAUAUGAUAAGAGCAGAGCCACCGACAAUAAGCAAGGAUAUAGGCCUGAUGCUGAGGUGCUUCUACCGGUACCGGUGCAGGCUGAUUCUCCCGGCAACAGCAGCCAAGCCAGCAAAUCUACCACCGACAAUUCUACUCUCCUACAAGCUGCUAAAAGCACUACUGGUAUCAAAUACCCAAGAGGAGAGACAAACAGAACUGCUAUCAAGAAUGUAGUUCGGUCAGAUAUGGUACGAAAUGAUGACAAUCGUGGAAUUAUGCCUUUGCCUCCACCCGAAGGUGGCUUUGCUUGUGAAAAUUCAGAGCCCCACCCAAGCCGUGACGAACCCUUGGUCCAGGAAAGGGAAAUAGUGCUGCCAAAUACAGAUCAAAGCAAUUCCAGGGAUGCUGGCCAUGGCAUUUCUAAUGUUACAGAAGUUGUUGACCAAGCCACCACUCCCACGGACAACAACAGUGGAUUGGCUGUAGCCACCCAAGUAGAUGAAAAUGAAGAACCUACACAGAUUGCUAGACCCGACAAUUUGCAUGGGAAAAAUGGAUCAACCGUAACGACUCUCAUGAUCCUUGUUCUUGUUGGUAGCCUUCUCAUCAUUGGAGUGAUUGUUGGUUCCAUCUGUGGGGCUGGUCUCUGCAGCAAUAAAGAAGGUGAUGUGGAGACUGGAUAUUCUGUUUUGGGGGACAUUCAAAACAGAAUCGAAGAGGCUUUUGGGCCUGACUAUUUUAUGAAAACUGAUGAGCCGGAACACACCCAGCCAAAGUUCAAGGCUCUUGAUUGGAUCAUGUUUGAGGAUCCUCUGCAGCUUGAGCCAGAUUCCAACAAUCUUCUACAGAGGUUCAUUGUGGUAUUGACUUACUUUCAAACAUCCCGGGAGGGUGAUUGGCUUGCCUGUGGACCAUCUUCAACCCCAAACGAUGAAACAUGUUGGUUUCAAAUCCAAGGUUCGGAUUCAUUGGCAAGUAGGUGGCUCACAGGUGUUCACGAAUGUCAAUGGGCAGGAAUUUAUUGUGACGGAGAGAAGCGCAUUACUCAGUUGCGGCUCAGGAACAAUGGAUUGAACGGCCCCCUGCCCGCAGAACUUGCAAGUCUUCUAGCACUGGAAUCAAUAGACUUUCCUGGGAACCAACUGACAGGAAGUAUUCCCGUGGAAUUGUUUGGAUCCUCACUUUCCAAAAUACUUCUGACAAACAAUUCACUAACCGGGACAGUGCCCACAGAAGUUGGACUCUUUGAUGGGGUCACACUUGGAUUCGGGUCAAACAGCCUGUCUGGUUCCAUUCCUACAGAUCUCUUUCAGGCUGGCAAAAGAAUCAGCUCUUUUUAUUUUUAUGACAAUAAGGAACUCUACCCACUGAAAUUGGAGCAUUGCAUGGACGUUUUCGAGCCAUCGUCUAUUUGCAAGGGAACCCUUUACACGGAACCAUCCCAUCCGAAAUAG